AUGACUUAUAACUUGGCUUCUAAAGAGAACGGUGCCUAUCUGAAGAAGAAGGGGAAGGCAUCUGAACAUAAAGAUCAGCUCUCCCGGCUCAAGGACAAAGAUCCUGAAUUUUAUAAGUUUUUGGAAGAAAAUGACCGCACUCUGCUGGAUUUUGAUGCUUCAGACAGUUCUGAGGAGGAGGAGGAAGGGUUACACAGACCACCCGAUACGCUGGAGGAAGCAAGUGAUGAAGAUGAGGAAGAACAUGACACAGUCAAACAGAAGAAAGCUGAUUUCAUCCCUGUGAGCCUGAAAAUGGUUGAACAAUGGAAAAAAGCUGCAGAGAAACGAUUAACACCAAAACUUUUCCAUGAAAUCACUCAAGCCUUUAAAGCAUCUGUAGCAACCACGAAAGGCGAUGAUGGUGGGGCUGAUCCCAGCAAAUUCCAAGUUACUGAUGCUGCAGUGUUCAAUGCCCUAGUGUCAUUCUGCAUCCGGGAUCUCUUCAACUGUCUGCAGAAACUUCUUCUGCUGAAAGCCCCAAAGAGCAAAUUAAAAAUGGUCCUCCCUUCCACCAGCCCGCUUUGGAGCAAGCUGCGACUGGAUAUAAAAGUGUACCUGAGCUGCACCAUCCAACUCCUGUCUUGUUUAACAGAAGCCUCUGUUGGAGCAGCAGUCCUUCAGCACGUCAGCUCCAUAGUACCUUACUAUUUGUCCUUUCCAAAGCAGUGCCGUGUACUUCUCAAGCAAGCAAUUCAUCUGUGGAGCACAGGUGAGGAAACGGUCAGAGUAUUGGCCUUCUUAGUGCUUAACAAGAUCUGCCGCCACAAGAAGGAGCUGUACCUAAGUCCAUUGCUCAAGCAAAUGUACAUCGCGUUUGUGAAAAAUUCCAGAUUCACAUCCCCCAACGUCCUGCCCAUGAUCAACUUCAUGCAGCGGACACUGACGGAGUUGUAUGCCCUGGACACGCAUACCUCUUACCAGCAUGCCUUCAUCUAUAUCCGUCAGCUUGCUAUUCACCUGCGCAGUGCCAUGACCAUAAAAAAGAAGGAGAACUUCCAGUCUGUUUAUAACUGGCAGUAUAUCCACUGCUUGUAUUUCUGGUGUCGGGUUCUCAGCGCAGUCUAUCCUAGCGAGGUCAUGGAGCCAUUGAUCUAUCCUUUGACGCAGGUCAUCAUUGGCUGUAUAAAGCUGGUACCCACGGCUCGUUUCUACCCCCUGCGCAUGCACUGCAUCCGUGCACUUACACUGUUGUCUGAAAACACCCAGACCUUCAUCCCAGUCUUACCAUUUAUCCUGGAGAUUUUCCAGCAAGUGGAUUUCAACAAGAAGCCGGGACGUAUGAGCGCUAAGCCUAUAAAUUUCGCAGUAAUCUUGAAGCUGUCUAAUGCCAACUUGCAGGAGAAGGCCUUCCGAGAUGGGCUCAUUGAACAGUUGUAUGACCUGAUACUUGAAUAUCUCCAUUGCCAAGCCUACAGCAUUGGAUUCCCAGAGUUGGUUCUCCCCACUGUCAUUCAGCUAAAAUCUUUUCUGAAGGAAUGCAAGAUUGCCAACUACUGCAAGCCUAUCCGGCAGCUCCUGGAGAAACUGCAGGAAAAUUCUUCCUACAUCUCCAGCAGGCGUCAGAAAGCUACCUUCGGCGUGGCCAGCAGGGAGUCUGUGGAACAAUGGGAGAAGCAGGUCAAAGAGGAGGGGACACCUCUGACCAAGUAUUACACUCAGUGGAAGAAGCUAAGAGAGAAGGAGAUACAGCUGGAAAUCAGCGGCAAAGAAAGACUUGAAGACUUGAACUUCCCAGAAAUUAAACGUAGGAAGCAAGAUGAAAAGAAGGAGGAAGAUAAAAAGGAAUUCAAGGACCUCUUUGAACUGGACAGUGACUCUGAUGAGGAAAACGUCGGAUUCUCUGUGAAAGGUAAAGCCAAGGCCAAGCAGGCAUCAGGAGCAAAGGAGAGUCCAGAGGACAGUUCAGAAGAAAGCAGCAAGGAGGACUAUGGCGAGGAUGACGAUGAAGAGGAGGGAGAGUACGAAAUUGAGGAGGACGAGGAAGAAUUGGAAGACGACAGUGACUCAGAUGAGGAAGGCAAGGAGGCCUCACGGGUUCCCCGCGGAUCGCAGAAGCAGAGAAGCUGCACCCGUGGGAUGUCACGAGCUGACCUCCAACAGCUAGCCCAAGGAGAAGAGGACAUUGUAGAGGACUUGGCUUUCUCUGAUGAUGACUGAGAGCCUUCACAGCCAUCCCGCCAAGCAUAUCCUUUACACAACUGGUGCCUUCUGGAUUACCCAGCCUUCAGCACCUGGAGCUGGUUCUCGAGGAGGCGGUAAGAGCUGGGGACAGUUGGGGGGAGGCCAGCCCCCGGUGCCGCCAAGGACUUUCUCGGGGACACAGCAAAGCAGCUACUUGGACUGUCAAGCUUUUUUCCGACAACAGCUAUGUUUUUUGGUAACAGUAAAAUCUGUGGUCGCAUCAAGGCCAGUAAAAGUGCUCAGCGAAGGUAAUAAAAAGUCCUCAUUAAAAGCCGUGGCUUUAAAUAAAACAGGGUUCGGUUUCAGCUCCUGCUGGAAGCAUAAAGGAGCUGACCAAGGGGAAGGACGGGUUCUUUAGCUAAGCGACCGCCUGUCCGUUAAGCCAGCCACCCAUGUGUCCCCAUACUUCCCUCUGGGGCCUUCGUUGGGGGCUGUGCGGCCAUGCGCAUCGGCCAGUCCCUCCCUUUUGCCGGAAAGCGCUCAGUGAUUGCAUAGAGAGCUUGGGAGCGUUGUGUAGCUACCACGCAAAUGGAAGCCUUUAUCAACCAUCGGCAUCAGAAGCAGCACAGUCAGUUCAAGCACACAUGCUGGCUGUAAGUAAGUAUGCUGAAGAAAGUUAAUUUUAAGUGCCCUGGGAUAUUGGGGGCGAGGGUACGGGGAAUGUGGACAGGGAAGGAGUAGGUGUAAAAAAAGCAAAGCCUAAUAAUGUUGGUGAUAUACUUCUUUAAUUUUGUGAUGGCUGCUGGAUUUGUCCAGGAUCCGUUCACUUAGCAAACCAAAGGACGACCAGUUUGAUCCUGAGCUUUGUAACAGACCUACUGUUAUCCUUGUGGCAUAAAAUCUCACCCCUUUCUAGGGUCACGCCUAGCUGCCGAUGCUGGUGGUGGAGGCAGCUUUGUGCCAUGGGCCCUGCAGAACAGCAGCGCCGAGUGCAGGCUGUCUUGGGCACCCCAGCCUUGGUUAUUCCCUCAAACCCAACCAACGCAUCACUUAGGCAGCUUCCUGAUGACACCUGCAGUUCCUCAUGCAUCUUCUGUAGUAGUUGUACUUGUGGAAGGACAUUGUGUGGCUCAAGGCUGGAUAAGGACAAUUUUUGAUCUGCUGGCAGGAUAUAAACAACUUAGCUCUUAAGACUACUGUUGUUCUGCAGUACUGGUAGCGAAGAAGUAGAUAUGUUUGUAAUAUGAAAUGGAGUCCCUUUGCUGAGAGGUAAGAAAAGUUAAGUAUUCUUAGGGCCUAUUUGACGGAAUCCCUCCUUAGACUUAACGCUGCAGUGUAAGGGCAUCGGUCUUUGUUAAUGCACAUUUUUUUGGAAAACAAGACGUGGGGGCAGGACUAAACAGGAUCUUUGUUCCUCUCUGUCACUGUUCAGUGAUGUCACUAGCUAGCUGUCAGCGCUAGGGGUGGCCAGGCUACCUGCACCGACUUGUUCAUCUCUGCCUUCUGCACUGCCUGCGUGGUUCCCUCCAGACAUUCGUACUCCUGCCCACUGCAAGAGUACAAGAUGCUUUUUUUUUUUUAAUACAUUUUUAAAAAAAGCACACUCUUUUUUUUGAAGCUCCAUUUUCAUGAAGUCAGAAGACUCACAGCUCAGAAACAUGUCUUAUUGCAGAUUUAAAAAAAAAAAAAAA
Struthio camelus australis is the source of this 3854-nucleotide messenger RNA. The record is from RefSeq and is a predicted model, not a curated record. NCBI's taxonomy places the organism in Eukaryota, Metazoa, Chordata, Aves, Struthioniformes, Struthionidae.